GGUGCUUGCAAUAGUAACACGUGUUUUGCUCAAGACGCUCCCCCAUAGCUCGACCUCACGCGCUCCAAGUGCCCAUCAAAACCGACCUGCCACACCAGACACAGCCGUUGGUACGACCCAGUCUGCCUCAGCAUAGCACAGCUUCAUUGAAUACGAGCAUGCGGUGACAUGUAGCUCAGCAGAUUAGACCAUCCAAGUGCGACCGUUUCUGUAGGCACCCAGAGAAGCAGGUGUUGCUGCCUUCACUCUGCUGGCGCCACGGCCAUGCAUUCAUCAGACGGAGAUGACAAACCCCCCGGGUUCUUGAGCAAAGGCCCAGACCGCACAGCCCUUGUUGUCAACUGCAGGGAAGAUGGAAGCUUAUGAAUGACAAGCUUUUUUAGGAAGGCAACGUUGAAUGGGCAAGUCGGAAACAAUGUCGUUUUAAGAUGCGAAUGCUGCCUCGCGCGGCCAACGAAGUGUCGCGAUCGACAUGAUGCGAGAAAGGCCGGUCGGCAAAAUACCUUACGUACCAUAGGGCAGGUGGUUAUUGAACAGAUUUGGUCGCUCAGUCAGGAAAUUUCCGAUGGACUUGCCCUCGUAUAGUGGACAAGAAGCCAAACACUUAUUCCGACCAGCCUUAGGGCACUCGUGAGCAUCUUGUUGAAUGGAGGCUGGAACCACGAUGAGGAUGCUCCCGACAUGGAGCCCGACCCAAUCUGGAAGGAGGUAAAACGUCCCCGCACCUACUAGGUGGCGUCCUGCAGCAUCGAUAACGGUCUUCGCCGCCCGGUUGUGUCCGCCUCCCCAAUACCGAACGCAAUACCAAAACCUUGGCCUUUGGCCCUGCGUUGAUUGCAGCAUUCCCCCAUACAUAGAGCAACAGAGGCUUAUGCGAUCAUUGUUGUACACUGGCAUAUUCCAUCCCGGGAGUUUGGGUGUCGACUGUCUUGGCCCACGGGCACUGCACUGGGUGUUAUCAUGCAACGAACGAAUGUCGAUUGCGAAUCCUCAGAGACCCCGGCAUGGACCAACUUAUCUUAGUAUUUUUGAUACAACCUCCCCAAACAGGAAGGAGAAGUAAGCACAUGUUGCACCGCAAAAUCGAUAGAACAGGCCAGGAGUCUAUGGCGACAUCUCCAACAUUCGUCUGGACUCUGAUCAGAGAUGGGCAGCUACGAUGCCGAGAUGGAUCCUAGCACAACAUGUCUCGAACAGGAGGAAGGUUGCGAGACAUGGAUCAGGGUUGACACUACAGGAGAGAGCAUCUUGUGGACAUGAACAAUCGCUAUAAAAGCACCAAGGCUGUUGUUUUGAAAUGCCAGACACCUCUCAGCUUCUCUUUCCACCUUCAGAUCACCCUCGGACAACUACGGCAAAGCUCCAUCAUGAGGACAAUUCAGCUCGUCACCGCAGCCAUCACGGCCCUCUUGGCCCAUGGUGCUGCUGCCAAAGAAGUCGCCCCGGACCCGGCCGUGGCCAAGAUUUAUGACAGUGGUGCCGUCCACGAGCAGUUGAUGGCCAAGAAGCAUGCCACAUGGAACCGUGAGCUCAAAGCCGGUCACUUCAACUCCAAGAAAUGGAAGUCGCGGGGCGGUGACGGUGCCAUCCGCUGCAAGAAUGGCGUUGCGGCUGUCAUCCCCGGCGAUGCCAUGAAUACGUUCAAGUGCAACAAGGUGGAUUUUUACGAUUUCGUGUCGCACGCUGAUCUGGGAUCCGCCACUGGCGAGGGUUCGUCCUCGUGGGGCUGGACCAGCCGUGAUGGCCGUGAGUUUGUCGUCAUCGCUCAGGCUGAUGGCGCCGCCUUUGCCGAGAUCAACAAACAGGGCAAGCUUGUCUACCUCGGCCGUCUUCCUCAGACCAAGGGCAUUGAGCCCCUCAUCUGGCGUGAGAUCAGGGGGUAUAAGAAUUUUAUCAUCAUCGGAUCCGAGGCCGCCGGCCACGGUGUCCAGGUGUUUGAUAUGAGCAAGCUUACCAAGAUCAACCCCAAGAAGCCCGUCACCUUUGACCCCGAGAAGGAUGUCACUUCCUGGUGGAACGACCUGCCCAUUGGCCGCACUCAUAACGUUGUUGUCAAUGAGGAAAAGCAGUAUGCCGUCGCCGUCGGCGCUGCACCCCGCACCAGCGCUUGCCGGUCCGGCCUCAUCUUCAUCGAUCUCAAGGACCCAGCCAAGCCCAAGACGCUCGGAUGCGCCGCAGGUGACGGAUACGUCCAUGACGCUCAGUGCCUGACAUACCGGGGUCCUGAUUUCAAGUACUGGGGCCGGGACAUUUGCUACGGUUACAACGAGGACACCUUGACCAUCUACGAUGUUACUGACAAGAACGCCACCAACAUCAUCUCACGCACCAGUUACGAAGGAGCAGCCUAUACUCAUCAAGGCUGGGUCACUAACACUGCCUGGCAGGAGUUCCUCGUCCUUGAUGAUGAGCUUGACGAGGUUAACGGUGUCGGUCCGGCUGCCAGCGGGUAUCCAAUCACUUACUUUUGGGACAUUCGCUCUCUUGAGAGCCCCAAGCAAACUGGCUUCUUCCGGAGCGCUGCUUACGGCAUUGACCACAACCAGUUUGUCAUUGACGGUCUCUCUUACCAAAGCAACUACGGCUCUGGCUUGAGAAUUCUAGAUGUAUCAAGCUUGUCCAGGGACCCUACCGGUGCCCGAGUGAAGGAGGUUGGCUUCUUUGACAUUUACCCCGAGGAUGAUGCUCUUCCAGAGGGUGGUAUCUUGGAUUUCGUCGGCACUUGGAGUCACUACCCCUUCUUCAAGAGUGGAUUUAUCCUCAUCAACACCAUUGAACGGGGCGCCUUUGUCGUCAAAAGGGCCAAAUAAGGGGGAGGAAGUGUCAUGGAAUACAGUGUAAUACCUGGGUAGCAGUAAUUAUCUAAUAGCUAUCAAUUCCCCGUGCGGACCAGAA
Messenger RNA from Podospora pseudocomata, 2895 nucleotides. RefSeq lists its product as uncharacterized. Gene Ontology annotation, cellular component: extracellular region. The record is from RefSeq and is a predicted model, not a curated record. NCBI's taxonomy places the organism in Eukaryota, Fungi, Ascomycota, Sordariomycetes, Sordariales, Podosporaceae. Bases 1257 to 2810 code for a protein of 517 amino acids. The transcript has 4 exons.